Phalacrocorax carbo (great cormorant) is the source of this 1385-nucleotide messenger RNA. Lineage: Eukaryota; Metazoa; Chordata; Aves; Suliformes; Phalacrocoracidae. The record is from RefSeq and is a predicted model, not a curated record.
GUGGGCGGCGGACAACGCCGCGGGCGGCGGGCCCUGGGGCGGGGAGGGCAGGAGGCCGGGCUGGGCGGGGGUCCCUCCCCGGGCCGCGCUCCGCCCUCGCCCCGGCGCCGCUUCCCACCCGGCCUGCGGUGACGGACCCGCUUGCUUCCGGCGGAGGUUCUUAACUUGCCAAGAUGCCCAUCAGUGUUAAUGAUGUGAUGCAACUGUUCUGCCAUCUCGCUCAGCAGAAGGGGAUGAAAGCUGCUGUCAAACACUCUGCUCGAGGAGCACUGGUGGCAGGUGCAACAGCAUUUGUUGGGGGUCUGAUGGGGGGUCCACCUGGAAUCGCUGUAGGAGGAGCUCUUGGUGGAUUAUUUGGUGCCUGGAUGACUGGUGGACAGUUCAAGCCGGUCCCUCAGAUUUUAUUGGAAUUGCCUCCUGCUGAGCAGAAGAAACUCUAUGACGAAGCUGUUUGUAUUAUCAGGAGAUUAGACUGGACUGAUAUUGCUCAGCUAACUAGUCUUGUAAUGGGAAGUGCCAGUCUCCAGCAGCAGUUGACAGCAGUGCUGAUAAAUUAUCUCUCCAAAGAGCUAAGCGCAGAGAUACAGUAUGGAGAAUAAACAUUUCCAGACAGGCUUUUCACAGUGUAAUGAAUUUUACCCUGAUAAUUGUGAUUCUUCAGCAUAGCAAUUAUUAGUUAUCAGUACUAAUUUUGAGUGCAGGCAGAUUUAAGGAUUAUUUUAGGGGUUUAGGGCUGGGGUUUUUCUUUGUUUUGUUUUGUAAGGUCAGUAUUAGAUUACUGCAUUAUCCUGACACUGACUUGCUAUGUAAUUUUGAAUUAUUCUGGACUGAAUUCAAAAUCACUGAAGGAAUUGUGCUUUUUUUACACUGAUAUAUCUCUAGUUAAAAUUGUCAAAAUCAUUGUGUUUAAUUUAGGAGAUGUAAUCCUGUUUCUGUAAGUGCUUUAAUUUUCUUCUGUGAAUGACAUAUAGGUGCCAGAGUAGCUAGGGCACUCUGAAGAAUUUUACCGAUUAUCUGUUUCAGUCCUGCAAAGGAAAGUUAUAAGAAAGUACGUUAUUCUACUGUGAACUCAAAGAUCUCAGUCCUGACUUUAUUCUCUGUUGCAUUUUUAUUGCAGUUCUUGAGUUACUCAUUUUGUUCUCUAAGGAGCGAAGCCAAUGCCUAAACAAGAUGUAAAGCAACAGGUAGACCAACUGUGCACAAUUAGUAGCUCCCGGUGCCCUGGAACAGGAAGGCAUGGCAAGGAUACCCUUCUUAAAAAAAGCUGAAAAUGGGGAGCUGAUCUUUGUACUGUCCCUAGGUGAGGGUUGUCAUUUCAACAUUGGUUUGUUGACUGAAUCAGAACAGCUGGUCUUCUAUUUUAAUUAAAAUAUUCCUAAGAAGCA